AUGGUCACACCUCACUUCAUUACGUUUCACCGUACUGUACAGAUCAUACAAACUAUAUAUCCCAGACCGUACAAACUAACACAAAAGUGCCAUACUUACGCUUCACUUCAAUACGUUUCACCGUACUGUACAGAGCUGACACAACUCGCAGAUGCCCUGCCGGCCGGGGUAGACCCAGCUGCAAAAGAAAACUACUUGAGCGAGGAGGACUUUACGACGAUGUUCGCCAUCAGCAGAGCCGAAUACAACGCUAUGCCCAAAUGGAGGCGCAUCCAAAAGAAGAAAAACACCCCCCUCUUCUAA
Molecule: messenger RNA, 303 nt
Organism: Sphaeroforma arctica JP610
Lineage: Eukaryota; Ichthyosporea; Ichthyophonida
Exons: 2
Coding region: 1-303 (100 amino acids)
Biological process (GO): cytoskeleton organization
Molecular function (GO): actin binding
Source: RefSeq, a predicted model, not a curated record